AUGGCUGGCAUGGAGCAAUUAGAGAUUCAUAGCAAGUCGUAUAUUGUUCGAUGGGUCAAGGUUGAGGAGAAACAUACCAUCUCAUGGAGCGUUCAACCGCACAAAAAGUCAAUAAACUUUGGAAUUGUCAAGCAUCCAGGACCAGGGGGAUCAUCAUCAAGUAAUGCCUCUACCCCGCGACAAGCUAAUUUCGACGAUGCUGUCCAUUCCAUGCAAUCGCUGGAUCACACUUCGCAGAGACGACUAUCCGCUACGACCGAUUCAAGAAAUGAUUCCUCCACAGCGCAAGAACAACUAAAGGCAAAAGGCUUCAUAUUAGUUGAAUGGUGUGGAAAAUGCGAGGCAGACAAGGUAUCCAUGGGUACAUUUGCAGUGCCGGUUGGUCAUGGUGGAAUGUACGGAUUGGUAUUUGACAAUACGUUCUCGAAACAAAUAUCUAAGACUGCCACCUUCGUUCUUCUUACGUAUCCUUCUAAUGCCCCUCCACACUCGACACAUCUACAAAAGCUGCAGGGUCUGGAUGGUACGCAUGCACAAGUUGGAAGGAAACCAAGUCCGAAUCCCUCCGCAGCAGCUUCAGAAUCCGUGGAAAGUCUACAGAGUACCGCAAUGGGUCGCGGUGCCAGUAGAAGCUCGAUGAUGAGUAGAAAUGAUAGUGAGAAUGCCUUUUCGAGCUACCAUGUGGGCGUGUUACAGAAGAGGAGAAGGAAGAAGGGGCAAGGAUACGCUCGCAGAUUUUUCUCUUUGGAUUUUGCGACAUGCACAUUGUCCUAUUACUAUAGUCGCAAUUCAUCGGCGCUACGGGGAGCAAUUCCAUUGAGUUUAGCUGCCAUUGCGGCAGACGAGAGAAGGAGGGAAAUCAACAUCGAUUCUGGUGCGGAAAUCUGGCAUUUGAAAGCAAAUAAUGCAAAGGAUUUUGAGGAUUGGACGAAAGCUUUGGAGAAAGCUAGCAAUAGUGCCAGGGGUGCUGUUGGAGCUGUCGAUACCGAGGCGAUGCCCACACCAGAUGUAGGAUUGAAAAUUAGGACCAGCUAUCUACAUGCCCCAUCGAACAAGGAAGAGGAGAAUGAAUGGGCCCAGAUUGAAGGUCUCGUCAGUAGGAUUGUAGGUACUAGGGAUGCUGUUCGUAGAUUGUCAAAGGAUACCGCCACCCCAAAUAGGAGACACUCAAGUCUUCUUGGGGCUCCUUCCGGAAGUCCUUUAGUUGAGGAGGCAGGUGAUUACUUUACUCCACAAACCAACCAACCCCAGCAAACAAGUGAAAAGAAGUCUUUCUGGAAACGAAAGUCGACCACACCCACAGCCACACCUGGCACACCGCCAACUGUGCAACGCAGUAUGACCGCACAACUUGCAGUUCCGGCUACUAGUGGUGAGGUGGAGGCAAGUGGAACAACUCCUCAAAAGUCAAAGACCUCAUAUGAGGAACAAAAUAUCCAUGACCAUUGCACGUCUUUGCUCAAUGAUCUAGAUUCAGUACUUUCGGAUUUUCAAACUUUGAUAGCUAGCAGCAAACGUCGUCGUGUAGCAAACACUGUCCCUUUGUCUGCUAGAUCUACACACAGCAUUGAUUCAACUUCUACAGCGGAAUUCUAUGAUGCAGAGGCUGGAGAUCCAGAUCGUUCACAGGUUAUGAUUAUAAAUCGUAAGAGUGCAGAGGAAGAAACCAUAGCGUCAGAAGCUGAGGAGGAAAAAGAUGAUUGUGGUGCUUCUACUUCUUCUAGUGGAGGAAGUGAAGAGGUCGAACAUGUCAAUGGUGCAGCAGCACUAUUCCCAAGCAAGCCAAAGACUUUAGACCCUCUACCAAUCAAGGUAGCUCCAAAGCGACGAAAGGGCAUUCCACCUGCAACAGUUCUGCCUCCAAGUUUGAUAGGAUUCCUACGAAAGAACGUCGGUAAAGAUCUGAGUACUAUUAGUAUGCCAGUCUCAGCCAACGAACCACUAUCUUUACUACAACGCGUGGCAGAACAACUCGAGUAUUGCAAUAUUUUAAAUGCAGCUGCCGAUCAAAAAGAUUCUACAAAAAGAUUGUUACAUGUAGCAGCAUUCGCCGUGUCACAAUUUAGUAAUAGCCGAGCCAAAGAGCGUGCAAUUCGCAAACCUUUCAACCCAAUGCUAGGAGAAACCUUCGAGCUCGUCCGAAGCGAACAAGAAGUUCCUGGAGGAUUCCGUCUCCUCGUUGAGAAAGUCUCGCAUCGUCCCGUUCGCAUGGCAUGUCAAGCCGAUUCCGCUAAAUGGUCAUUUGGCCAAUCACCAGCCCCAACACAAAAGUUUUGGGGUAAAAGUGCAGAACUUAUUACGGAAGGUCGUGCGCGUUUGGUUCUUCGUCUUCCAGAUGGAAUCGAAGAACGUUAUACAUGGAAUGUCGCAACUGCCUUUCUACGUAACGUCGUCAUGGGUGAAAAAUACGUAGAACCAGUGGGAAACAUGACAGUCACGAAUGAAAGUACAGGUGCAAAAGCUUUGGUAGAAUUUAAACAAAAAGGCAUGUUUGGAGGUAGAAGUGAAGAUGUAGGUGUGGAGGCCUAUGAUGGGGAAGGCAAACACACAAACGUCAGUCUCCAAGGAAACUGGACGAGUUCUCUCCGAAUCAACGAAGGAGGACGUCCCGGAGUCGAAAUCUGGAAAGUUGGAAGCUUAGUAGACAAUGCGGCGAAUUGUUACGGGCUCACUACAUUCGCAGCUCAAUUGAAUGAAAUCACGGAAAUUGAAAAGGGAAAGAUGGCACAUACGGAUAGUAGGUUGAGACCGGAUCAGCGGGCUGCGGAAGCGGGAAAGUUGGAUGAGGCCGAGGAUGUUAAGGCGAAGUUGGAGGAGGCGCAGAGGAGAAGGAGGAGGAGUAUGGAGGAACGGGGAGAGGAGUGGAAACCGAGGUGGUUUAUUAGGGUUGAGGGGGGUUUGGAGGAUGAGGGGGAGGGAGAGGAGGUUUGGGCGUUGAGGAAUGGGAAGGAUGGGUAUUGGGAGGAGAGGGAGAGGGUUGCUAGGGGGGAAGAUAGGUAUACCAAAUACCACCCGCAUUGUAUUUCCAUGCAUAAACAAACUCCUUAA
Messenger RNA from Sclerotinia sclerotiorum 1980 UF-70, 3048 nucleotides. RefSeq lists its product as hypothetical. Lineage: Eukaryota; Fungi; Ascomycota; Leotiomycetes; Helotiales; Sclerotiniaceae. Bases 1 to 3048 code for a protein of 1015 amino acids. Gene Ontology annotation, molecular function: sterol binding. Gene Ontology annotation, biological process: maintenance of cell polarity; ER to Golgi ceramide transport; exocytosis. The record is from RefSeq and is a predicted model, not a curated record. The transcript is spliced from 5 exons. Gene Ontology annotation, cellular component: perinuclear endoplasmic reticulum; intracellular membrane-bounded organelle; plasma membrane.